AUAGCCUAACUUGUUUAGCAUGAUUACAUAUGCAUAACUGCUUGUGUUUAAUCACCAAAAUGAAAAGAAUAUUUUUUUCAGUAGUUAACAUGUCACAAAUGUUUGGUUUAGUUUCUGUAGAAAAUGUUUCCUGACUGCAAUGAGAGAAAGUGGAAUACAUUGUCCCCUCUGUCGUGGAAAUGUGACGAGAAGAGAGAGAGCGUGUCCUGAACGGGCCUUAGACCUUGAGAAUAUCAUGAGGAAGUUUUCUGGUAGCUGCAGAUGCUGUGCAAAACAGAUUAAAUUUUAUCGCAUGAGACAUCAUUACAAAUCUUGUAAGAAGUAUCAAGAUGAGUAUGGUGUUUCCUCUAUCAUUCCAAACUUUCAGAUCUCUCAAGAUUCAGUAGGGAACAGUAAUAGGAGUGAAACAUCCACAUCUGAUAACACAGAAGCUUAUCAAGAGAAUACAAGCUCUUCUGGACAUCCCACCUUUAAGUGUCCCUUGUGUCAAGAGUCAAAUUUUACCAGACAGCGUUUACUGGAUCACUGUAACAGUAACCACCUGUUUCAGAUAGUCCCUGUGACAUGUCCUAUUUGUGUGUCUCUUCCUUGGGGAGAUCCUAGCCAGAUUACCAGAAAUUUCGUUAGUCAUCUAAAUCAAAGACAUCAGUUUGAUUAUGGAGAAUUUGUGAAUCUUCAGCUAGAUGAGGAAACCCAAUAUCAAACUGCUGUUGAAGAAUCUUUUCAAGUAAACAUCUGAAGGCUGUAAACAUCUCUGCAUCUUUGUACCUGCAAGUGCCAUCUUUAAGGAGAAAACUACAUGAAGUCACCGUUUCAGUAACUUGAUAUGUAUAUUAAUAAAAGUAAUUCAGUGUGUUGUUUUAGUUUUUCAGUUGAAAAAUAAAGGUGGGCCAUCUAAAAACUUCAUCCUCUUGAUAAGUUAAGAAAUGAAAGUUAGGACAUUAUCUUUAAAAGCAGUAAAAGGAUUGUAUUUCAUUAAUGUAAUGGUGAAAAGGGAAUCCUUGUUGUACUUAACCUUUUCUGUAUUACAUAUUCUUGAAUUUUACCUUACGUUGCUUUUGAAAUUUGGUGCAGUUCCUCCCACUGAUAUUAUUGUGCACAGGUAACACAAUACCAAAUUCUGAAAGAUGCGUUGGAUAUAAACCUAACAAAUCUGAGCCAGUUUUCUGAGUUGCAGAAUGGAGACUUGAAGUGCUAAACAAAACAAUCCAAAGGAAACUUUUUUAAUACAGAUUCUAGCCGAAGAAUUGAACUAUAAGAAAAUUGUAUUUAUAUAACGUUUAGUAUUUUUGAAGACUAGUGAGAUUUCUUUAAUAAUUUUAACUCUUUAAAAGUAAAAGCUCAUUGUAUAGAUAUUUCCUUUUUACUAUUAGAAGGAAGUAUCAAGAGAAAAAUUUUACUUUGAUGGGCAGUAGAUAAUUUCAAAACUUUUUUGUUUGGCUAAAUAAUUUUUAAGCCUAAAGUACAGUGAGCUGAGUUACAGCUCUUUGGCCUCUGAAUUUUCAGUUGCUAGAGUUUCUGGUUAGCUAAGAUGAAACUAAGCUUUCAGUUAGUGAUAUUACAUUCUACAUAUAUAUUUAGAUGAGAGAUUUGACUUCAUCUCAGUUUAGGAAUUCAUUCGAAGCUAAAGAUGUUUAUGUGUAUAUACAUACACUUUUGUAUGUGUAUACACACACACACAAGUAUGCAUGCAGCUGUAAGGUCAUAUACAGAAUUUCUAGUAAGAUUUUUUAAAUGGACAAGCAAUAUAGGAUUGAAGUAAAUAUCUGGUUGGAUUAAAAUUUUGUAUAUCACCAAAUUUUUAAAAAGUGUAGUAACACGCUAAGUCGUCCAGUUGGCUACUGUUAUACCUUAAAAAUUGAGUUUACACACCGACACAAUUACCUGUUCAUAUGGUGCUCACUUGUUAUCUUAGAGAUAAUGUAUGACUGCAGUAAUGGGACAGGUUCUACCAGCCAUUCUGUCUCACUGCUUUUUAGUCAGAACUGGGUUUGUUUUUAGUAUUCAUUGAGAAACAAAAUAACUUGUACUAGAAGGUCCAAAUCCCAGAAUAAAAGUUGAAAGGUGGAUUAGCUGACAUUCCAUACUAAUAUACAUUGUUUAUUCUUUCUUUGAAAUAAAUAACUAAACAAAAGAAAAUCUCAGAAGUAGUUUGCUGCUAAUAUAUACAUAUAUUGUAUAAAAAGGUAUAUUUUGGUUUUGUUAAAACCCUUGUUGACUUUUCUACAGUGAACAUUUUUUAAACUUGAUUUAAUAAAAAAUGUUAAUUUUGAAAGUGGAGUUUUGUAAAAACCUUUUUCAGUCAAACAGUAAUGACUUUAUUUAUGGGUAGUAAUAACAGUCACCAAAAAAGCCAUACAUGUGAACAUAUGCCUUGGUUUUGUCAUUCAAAAUAGUGAUGUUUACUAUGUGCUUGAACAUUUCUCUGCAGUUACGUGAGUGUAAUUGUAAGGAUAGCUGUUUAACAAACUCUUUUUAAAGACUUGACCAUAGGUCAAGGUUUUCCAGUUUAAAGCAAUAACUUUAGUACUUUCUUUCAAAAUUUAGUACUUCCAGUAUGUCAAGUUAAAACCAUUCUGAGAUCUGAGAACUUCUUUAAAGGAAAUUUGUAGGGAUCAUCUUGAUGAAAUUGUGUUUUGAAGUUUGUGGAUUAGUUAAAUAUCAUUAAUAGUCGUGUGUCUUUCAUAGAUGUUUUUUCAUAAGGAAAAUACUGACUUUAUUUGCUGUUAUUUGGGAACUCCUCAGUAUGCAAAUGUUUGUUUAAAACCUCCCAUCCUUUUGUCAAUGAAUUAGGAGUAGGGAUUGCCUUUACAGAUAGUUUAAAUUCAUGAGAAAUUCCUUGUUUUUAAUAUGCAUAUAGCUGAGUUAGGAUAAGGGAGGGAAACUGUAUUGAUAACUCUACCUAAAUUUCAUAAUACUUUUAGGAAAGCUAUUACCCUCAACAAAUUACAGUUUAUGUUGUUAAACAGAAUCUUAUUUGAGAUGUAUUGCUUUAUUUUUCAAUUAAACGUGGUUUUCUCCUA
Molecule: messenger RNA, 3023 nt
Organism: Vicugna pacos (alpaca)
Lineage: Eukaryota; Metazoa; Chordata; Mammalia; Artiodactyla; Camelidae
Source: RefSeq, a predicted model, not a curated record